AUGAAAGUUAAAGGCGAGAAUUUAUUACGUAAUUAUCAAAAAGACGCCUCUACAAGAAGUGUUUCAGAUGACUAGGAUGAAGUCAAGCGUGUUCAAAUGAGUCCAGUCCGAGGAGAAGGUAGCUGGCGUUAAUAGUUAUCUAAUAUUUAUGGAAAAUAUGAUAGAUCAGUCUUAAUUGUGAUGUGCUUCACCUAUUUUCUUUAAGGAUUCAGAACGUUCCAAAUGCUAUCAGUCAAAGAUUUUUUCAGAUUAUAUCUAAAGUUAGAGGCUGACUACACUUAAUUUUUAGUCUCAAUGGUUAUAUUACCUUGGUCUUUCAAGAUUAUAUACGGGUUAAUUGCUGAUAACUUCCCUAUUUACGGUUCAAGGAGAAAGUCUUACAUUAUAAUUAAUGGAUUUUCUCAGUUCUUAACUCUAUUAAUCCUAGCAUUCUAAAUCACUACUGAUGAGGUAAUCGUAACUGCUCUACUUGCCCUAAAUUCAAUUAAUAUGGCAUUUAUAGAUGUUGUUGUAGAUGCGUUAGUGGUUUAGUAAUCAAGAAAAGAUUUUGACGAGGGAUCAGAAGAUCUUCAAGGUUUAAAUUGGAUUUUCAUGGGAAUAGGAGGAAUAAUCGGUUCUGUAUGCUCAGCAUUUUUUACUCAAUAUUUGGAGCCUAAAAAUGCAUUUUUGGUUGCCUCUUUCUUUGGACUUAUUAUGGUAUGCUUUGCACUAACAAUUGACGUGGCUUCAGAAUCCAUCAGUUUUACCGAAUAAGAACACAAGCAUAAGCACAUAGGCUUUAUAGCUAACCUCAAAAGAAACUGGAAAGAAAUAAAGAUAGCAGUUAAAAUGCCUGAAAUCUACAAGACUCUGAUGUACUUGAUAUGCUCUGGCGCAAUUGUUCCAGUUUUUAAUGAUAUGACAUACUUUUUCCAAUUAAACGUCAUUAAAUUCACAAAAUUUACUCAAAGUAUGAUUGGAGUUCUUGCUUUUUUUUGUCUCUUUGUUGGUGCUUUUGCUUUUACCAAAUAUCUAAGACAUUUUGAGAUAAGAUCUUUAAUAAUAUUGGGCAUCAUUAUUAAUACUACUGGAUGUGCAAUGGGAUUACUUUAGGCCCUAAGAUACAACCUAGUCUUAGGUAUUGAUGACGUAACAUUUGUAGUCUUUACAUCUACCAUAACUGAUACGCUUGGAUUGGCAUUCAUCUAACUGCCAAUGAUGGUAUUAUUUGCAAAGGUUUGUCCACCAUUUAUUGAAGCAACUGUAUUUUCUCUGCUAACUGGAAUAUACAAUUUUAGCAAUUUCACUUUAAGCCCCAUGAUUGGAGUACUCAUUAAUAGACUCUUCAUUAGAGUCUCUAACUCAAACCUUGAUGACUUUUUCAAGCUUUUGCUACUCUAAACUAUUCUUGCUCCUCUACCAUUAUUUCUUGUGAGAUUAAUUCCCUCACGAGCUCAAAUACAUAUUCUUCAAUUACAGAAUUAAGAAUAGAUUAAUGAAUUAGAAAAGUCAAACUCACUUGAAGAGGGACUUAUUGAAUAAAAAAAUGACAUAAAACCCUGA
Messenger RNA from Stylonychia lemnae, 1542 nucleotides. NCBI's taxonomy places the organism in Eukaryota, Ciliophora, Spirotrichea, Sporadotrichida, Oxytrichidae. The record is from the annotation of a GenBank genome assembly.